Messenger RNA from Mytilus trossulus (common blue mussel), 3566 nucleotides. RefSeq lists its product as uncharacterized. Bases 18 to 2228 code for a protein of 736 amino acids. The transcript is spliced from 12 exons. Gene Ontology annotation, biological process: arabinan catabolic process; xylan catabolic process. The record is from RefSeq and is a predicted model, not a curated record. Gene Ontology annotation, molecular function: alpha-L-arabinofuranosidase activity; xylan 1,4-beta-xylosidase activity. Gene Ontology annotation, cellular component: plant-type cell wall. Lineage: Eukaryota; Metazoa; Mollusca; Bivalvia; Mytilida; Mytilidae.
UAGGUCAUAAGACCGGAAUGGAUGUUGUUUACAUUUUGCUUGGAUUUCAUAUGUUUAAUAGCAUUAUAGCUGAUUAUCCAUUUAGAAAUACAUCGCUAUCAUGGAAGGAAAGAGUAGACGACUUGGUAAGUAGACUGACAAUGGAAGAAAUCAUGUAUCAGAUGGCUAGAGGAGGAGCAGGGAUACAUGGGGGUCCAGCCCCUGCAGUUACUAGACUGGGCAUAGGACCUUACCAGUGGAAUACAGAAUGUCUAAGGGGAGAUGUAAUGGCAGGAAAUGCUACAGCUUUUCCUGAAGCUAUUGGUUUAGCUGCUACUUUUAGUUCAGAUUUAAUUUUCCGUGUGGCAGAAGCUACAGCCAAGGAAGUAAGAGCAAAACACAAUAAUGAUGUACGCCAUGGUUAUUACUACGAUCAUACUGGACUCAGCUGCUUCAGCCCUGUUAUAAACAUCAUGAGAAAUCCACUGUGGGGAAGAAACCAGGAAACGUAUGGAGAGGAUCCCCACUUGAGUGGACUGUAUGCCACCAGCUUUGUGAAGGGUCUACAGGGAGAUCAUCCAAAGUAUAUCAGAGCUAAUGCUGGGUGUAAACACUUUGAUGUCCAUGGGGGACCAGAAGAUAUUCCAUCCUCUAGAUUUGGUUUUAAUGCUGUGGUAUCAGAAAGAGACUGGAGACUAACAUUUCUACCUGCAUUCAAGAAGUGUGUCGAUGCUGGAUCCUACAGCCUUAUGUGUAGUUAUAAUAGUAUAAAUGGGGUGCCAGCAUGUGCAAACAGUAAACUACUAACAAGUAUUUUACGUGAUGAAUGGAAUUUUACUGGAUAUGUCGUGAGUGAUGAGGUAGCCAUAGAAAACAUAAUGUUUUGGCACCAGUAUUAUCUGGACCCUAUUGAUACAGUGGCAGGAUGUGUUAAUGCUGGGUGUAACUUAGAAUUGUCUGGGAACUCAUAUAAACCUGUGUAUCUAUAUAUGUUGGAUGCUAUUAAACAGAAAAAAUUAACAGAAGAUACUGUGAGAGAAAAAGUGAAGCCAUUAUUUAAUACCAGAAUGAGGCUAGGAGAAUUUGAUCCGCCAUCAACAAACCCUUACAUGCAGUUAAACCUGUCUGUUAUACAGAGUAAAGAUCACAGAGAUUUAGCUCUAGAGGCUGCAUAUAAAUCUAUUGUCAUGUUAAAGGGAGGACAGACUGUGCUGCCAAUAUUUAAACAAAUACCAAAAAUUGCAGUUGUAGGACCUAUGGCUAACAACACAGGACAGUUGUUUGGAGAUUACUCCCCAGAUGCUGAUCCACGUUUUGUCUCCACCCCCUGGGAGAGCCUCCGUAAAGUGGCAGUAGAUGCCUCCUAUGCUGCAGGCUGUCAGGACGGUAACAAAUGUACCAAGUAUUCAUCAUCAGACAUACAAUAUGCUGUUAAAGAUUCAUAUAUUGUAUUUGUAUGUCUUGGCACAGGUACAGAAAUAGAAUCGGAAGGAAAAGAUAGAAGAGAUAUGGAGUUACCAGGGAAACAGCUUCAAUUGUUACAGGAUGCUGUUAAGUAUGGUGGUGAUGUAUCUGUGGUGUUACUGUUAUUUACUGCUGGACCAGUCAAUAUUACAUGGGCAGAGGAAAACAAAAAUGUUGUCAAUAUAUUCCAGUGUUUCUACCCAGCUCAAGCCACAGGAGAAGCUCUGCUUACUUUGUUUACAACAGUCAAUAACCGUGUCAAUCCAAGUGGGCGUCUACCAUACACAUGGUACAAGUAUGCUGAUCAGAUACCCUCAAUGAUUGAUUACAGUAUGAAGGAGAAGACUUACAGAUAUUUCAGUGGAGAACCUCUCUAUCCUUUCGGUUUUGGAUUAACCUAUACUACAUACAACUAUUCAAAUCUAGUGGUACCAGCUACAGUUAAAGUUGGGGAACCAGUUCUUUUACAAGUGACUGUUACCAAUACUGGUUUAUUUGAUGGAGAUGAGGUAGUACAAGUAUAUAUACAUUGGUUGACAACAAAGGAACCAAUGCCUAAUUUACAGUUGGUAGCAGUAGAUAGAGUGUUUAUACAACGACAUACCAAUGUCACAGUCAAACUCACAAUAGAUGCUCAAAGUAUGGCUGUGUGGACCGAUAAAGGAUUUGUUAUAGAGCCAGGCUCCAUACAAGUAUAUGUUGGUGGACAGCUACCCAACCAGAAGAAGACAGUGCCUUCAAAUGUUCUCAGUGCUACAUUUAAAAUUGUCGAAACAAAACUCUAAAAAUGGUGGAUUUCAUAUAGAGGGGAUUUUUAUUACAUUUUUAAAAAAAUAUUAUGUUGUCUUGCCUGCUAUAAAGUUGUGGACCACAAGAUAUAGGGAUGCACAUUUCUUGGUAUAAGCUUUAUAUUUUGAAGUUGAAAGAACUGCAUAAUUUGUAUCUUGUAUACAGAUGAUAUCUGGUCGACAUUGAUUUAUUUUAUUGACAUUUUGUAAGCCUUGAAACUCAUCUUUAGGGUUUGGUGACUACAUAUAAAUAUACAGUAUUGAAUGAUUUGACUCAUGUUCCUGUUAGUUAUAAUGAAUGAUAGACAGUCUAUAUUUAAUAUAUAAACAUUUCAAACUAUAUACAUGUCUGCCAAGCAGUGUUCACCUGACAUAUUUACCUCAUAUCAUGGAGUUUUUGUGUAGUGCAUGUUAGUGAGAUGAAUAAGUUUUAUUGGAUACCACUCUUCAUUUUACCUUGACUUUAUUUGCUUCAUUCAUUGGUUAAUGUUGAACAUAUAUGAUACCUGAAAUACAAUCUUGAUUUAGAAGAUUAUUACAUAAUAUUCAGUCAUAAUUAGUUACAGAUGCUCUCAUUUCCACCUGAUCCAGUCUUGUAUAGCUUUCGAAGUAAAAAGGGGUUAUAAAAUUUUUGAACUUUCUGACAAUUGGUUAGUCUUUUUCAUUUCAUGAUGUUAACUCAAAUUAUUUAUAUCAGAUUGGAAUAGAAUAAUCAAAUAUGUAUUUGCUGUCAUAUAUUUUCACUUCUUUGCAAGAAUCCCUAUCAUGCAUAUUUUUGUCUCAACUAUGUCACAGAGAUCAAAACAUAGGAAGGUUACUCAAGCUGCAAAAAUAUGACAAAAAGUGGUAAAGGAUCUACUAAUAUAACUUUGAAUAUGCUGUCACAUAUAAAUAAAAUCUUGAACCAUAAUUUGAAUGAGGGUAAAAAUGUUAUUUAUUUAUUCUUUUGUUUGAUUUGUAAUGAUAUGUGUUUAUUAUGUGAUAUUCAUUGGAUAACAUCACUUAUUUACAUGGCAUCAAUUGACAAUUAAUUAUAUGGGACGUACGCGCAAGCGCAGAUGGCAUAGGACAAACUUUAAAUACAUGUCACACCACAUUAUCCUAUAUCUAUUUAACUUUGUUUUCUGUCAGUUUCAUUAGAAUGGAGAUAACAAUAACACACAAAGAUUAAUAUCUUCCAAAAUGUUAGUUAUCCUCAAUCCACAAAAAAUUGGUAUCCCUGGCCAAAACAAAAAUGAAUCCAUAGUACUUAUCGAAUGGUUAUAUCUUGUUCUCAUUGUGUUAUUCAAACAACAUUGUAAACAGUAUCUUGUUAAUAAUGAUAUAUCUUAUUUU